Molecule: messenger RNA, 1290 nt
Organism: Diutina rugosa
Lineage: Eukaryota; Fungi; Ascomycota; Pichiomycetes; Serinales; Debaryomycetaceae
Gene: OYE32
Product: Oye32p
Exons: 1
Coding region: 1-1290 (429 amino acids)
Cellular component (GO): intracellular anatomical structure
Molecular function (GO): NADPH dehydrogenase activity; FMN binding; NADP binding
Source: RefSeq, a predicted model, not a curated record
AUGUCUGCUAACACUCCUGUUAAGACUGCUCCUGAAGUCAACUUCUUUUUGCCUGCUCCCGAUAAGCAAACGGGGACGGCGGAUGCUCCUGAGGAUGGUAAGCCGCUCCCCAAGGCGUUUCAACCGAUUGAAAUCAAGGGGGUACGCUAUGCCAAUCGUCUCGGGGUGUCGCCCAUGUGUAUGUACUCUGGUGUCGAUGGCAAGAUGACCCCUUACCAUUUGAUUCACUACAGUGCUUUCUCCCUUCGGGGCGCGUACCCUAUUGUGGAGGCGACCCUGGUGUCGCCUGAAGGUGGAUUGUCGCCUCAGGAUCUUGCUAUCUACAAUGACGAGCAGGCCGAAUCAUUCAGACCCGUGGUGGAUUUUGCUCACGCUCAGAAGCAGAUCAUCGGGAUCCAACUUGCUCACGGUGGUCGUAAAGCUUCGGGCCAACCUCCCUAUAUUCACUUGGAGCAAAUGGCCGACGAACUGGUUGGUGGCUGGCCGCUGAAGAUCGUUGCUCCUCUGGCUGAACCGUUCCGCAAACACGGUAACUACCCCACGCCCAAUGCUCUUACUAAAGAGGGUAUUCACCGGAUUAUUAAGGACUUCCGUGAUGCUGCCAAGCGGGCGGUCAACGUUGGCUUUGACUUUGUUGAAAUCCACGGUGCUCACGGUUACCUCAUCAACGAAUUCUUGUCGUCUACUUCUAACCAUCGUACCGACGAAUAUGGUGGUUCGUUUGACAACCGUAUUCGUUUCCUCCUUGAAGUGAUUGACGCUGUCAGAGAAGGGCUUGGUGACAAAGUUGAUAAGGUUCCGGUGUGGCUCAGAAUCUCGGCGCUGGAAAACUCGCCGGCACCAGGGGCGUGGACGAUUGAUGAUUCCGUGGAAUUGGCUAAGCGCAUUGUUGGCAAAGUCGACGUGCUCGACACCUCGCUGGGUGGCAACAACUCGGUCCAGUUCCGUCGGUCUGACCACAAGAACGAGGAGAACUUACCUGUCCACGUGCCCUGGGCUCGUGCAGUGAAGAAGGCUCUCGGCGAUAAGUUGCUCGUGGCGUGUGUGGGUGAUUUGUACGAUGCCGAGCAAGUCAAUGGUUAUCUCGAACAAGGCUGGUUUGACUUUGCCUUGGUGGGUAAGCACUUUUUGUAUAACCCCGGCUUGGUGAUCGAAUGGGCUGACAAGCUUGGUGUGAAGAUUGAAAUUCCUCCCCAGUACCGGUGGGGCAAGUACAUGCAGAUCAACCAGAUCAUCGAGUUGAUCAAGCGUUCCGAAGAAGCAGAAAACGCAGAAAACGGCAAGGCGUGA